This is a messenger RNA of Cooperia oncophora, 876 nucleotides long. Lineage: Eukaryota; Metazoa; Nematoda; Chromadorea; Rhabditida; Trichostrongylidae. The record is from the annotation of a GenBank genome assembly.
AUGUCUAGUUUGUUAACUGGUUUUGUUGGAGAAAAGCGUGUUCCAUCAGCUCCAUAUAAGCAUCUUCCUGUUCACCCGCUGAUAUCUCCUGCAGUGGACUUUUCGUUUCGUAAUAUCUGCAGAGUUCGACCAUCAUGUGCAAACUGUUUCCCACAGACAUCGGAAGACCUUUAUCAUAACUAUGUCGAUCUAUUUGAUUUUUCCAAGUUUGGUGGGAUGCCGUACCCGAUCCUACCAGGUGCACGUCCUCCUUCGCCGUGGUUUGCAGACUUCCGAUAUACUAUCGUUACUCCUCUACCUCAUUCUUACCCCAAUGUAUAUGAGGAGGUAAUUGCAUCGCGAAGAGUAGCUGCCGUGAUGAAAACUGAAGAAGCCAAAAGUCCGAAUAUCUCGAAAAAGGCCAUCAAGAAGAAAGUUGUGGCAUUUUACUACGAGAUUCGAGCUACUUUAUCACGUUUUAUCUGCAAAAUAUGUGGUUAUCUCCUUUUCAAGGUAUUCCGCCGCCUGAUGACUCGUUUGUUGAUCAGCCCACUGCAGAUGAAACGAAUUGUUGAAGCGGAAAAAACGGGUAUACCACUUGUCUACCUUCCCCUUCACCGGUCUCAUCUUGAUUAUCUCUUAAUCACUUGGACUGCGUGGCACUUUGGUCUUCGAUUGCCCCAUAUUGCUUCCGGUGAUAACCUAAACCUCAGCGGUCUUGGCUGGCUUCUGCGAUCUACUGGAGCGUUUUUCAUUCGAAGGCGCACAGAUGAACACGAUGAAGGGGGAAAAGAUGCCUGCUAUCGGUGGGUUUACAUCACUGUUUAUAAUACCCAUGCCUACCGGUUGCUACCCGUCCUUACUCCUGUGGUAGCGGAAGAAGGAUGGACAUUAUAG